Molecule: messenger RNA, 1506 nt
Organism: Fomitiporia mediterranea MF3/22
Lineage: Eukaryota; Fungi; Basidiomycota; Agaricomycetes; Hymenochaetales; Hymenochaetaceae
Exons: 13
Coding region: 29-1474 (481 amino acids)
Source: RefSeq, a predicted model, not a curated record
UACGAGCCACCUUGCGUGGGCGGUUUAAAUGCUUGCGCGACGGACCGUCUGCGCAGGUAUUCUGUGUCUGACAUCGCUUGCUGCUUCUGCAACGCAGACGUUCUUGGAACAGGGCUUCCAAUUCGACUAUACCCCAUCAGGUGCUCCUGUGCCGAUACCAACAACUGCACAGUGCGAUUCUAUACCUCUCUCAUGGAGUCGGGCGGCAUUUACGACUGGGCCAAAUCCUCAAGCACCGUACUACAUCCAAGUCUACACUUCGACAUUCCUUUUCCCUUCGAUUGUUAAUGUUGGCAGCGGUCUGCAGUUCGAUUGGCCGGUUCCCUAUGUUCCAGGAACCCAAUAUCAAAUAUGCAUGUUCGAUUCAAACGGUGUAUCUGGAGGCUGUCAGCGAAUGGAUACUGUUAUUCCCGCCGAAAAUUCCUCCUUGAGCAAUCCUCCGAUUUGCACAAACCUGACUUAUCCAGCUGGUAUCUUAGACGUGGAAGGAAAGGACCACACUGGGACUCUGUCGCAAUAUGGAUGGGUCGAUCAGUGCACUGAUAUCAGUAUUCAACCGAAGAACGGGACACCGCCGUUCACGUUAACUGUUGCUCCAGCUCUUCAUCCUCCUUGGAACAUUACUAGUAAUGACAUGAGUCCUAUUAAUUGGACGGUACAAUUAUCCUGGGGGUCGCCUUUCUUCAUUUCCUUAGUUGAUGCGAGUGGGCAAACUUGGGCCAACGGUCCGUUGCACAGUGGUGGCCAGGGCUCCACCGGCUGCCUUGCCUUGGGAGCAGACGCAAGCAGUGGUAUUUCGGACUCCGUAGCCAUCGGUUCGGGUAUUGGAGGACUCAUCGGUGGAUUAGCCAUCGGAGGUCUAGCCGCCUGGUUUAUUCUUCGAAGGCGGCAUAGCCCCUACCAUGACUCGUACAUGACUGAUCGGAUACACAGUGGUUAUGGAAAGGAUGGUGGUCAGGUAAUGGAUGGCUCGCUAUACACUGCUGUACCUUCUGCAACACACGCUGCAAUACCCACCGACCACACAGUUGACAGUCGGACUUCAGCAGGGACCGCUACUGCUAGCAGCCAUCGACAUCUUUUGCCUGGCUCUGGAUACGAAAUCGAGCCGUUCACAUUGCCGGAGUCGUCCACAGAGGGUUUAAUACCAAAGAGUCCAGCCACCGGCGGUACUUCUUCGGCAGACAUCCCGCUCUCUCCAAUGAGUCGACAUAACCCAAGCAGUUCGCAAAAUCAUAGUCCCCAGCGAUCAUUGUCCUCAGGGCGCGCGGCAACGACGGGUGGCCAAGUUUAUGUUGUACAUCAUGAUGGAGGACGCGCACCCGUUACCGUGUAUACAUCAGAAGGUGCAGAGGUAAUUGAGCUGCCGCCGCGCUACAACCCAGAUGACCCGCCGAUCGAACAACGCCGAAGAGCGGGAUCUGCCCCCCGAAAAACACCCCGGAGUCCUGGAUUAAGUUCAAGUAAUGGGUAAUAUUCCGGUAAUUCUACCCCCUUUUCCUUGUU